Messenger RNA from Xyrichtys novacula (pearly razorfish), 1905 nucleotides. The record is from the annotation of a GenBank genome assembly. Lineage: Eukaryota; Metazoa; Chordata; Actinopteri; Labriformes; Labridae.
AUGCCUAACACAAAAGAGUCCAGCCAGGGAGACCCCCUGAGGGACAUACCCACAGUGUUGGCAAACUUGACUAGUCAGCUGAUACCUCAGUACAUGACUAAGAUUCAAAAGGCCAAACCCUCCAAUCCGGAGGAUGAAAUGGCUGACUUACUGGAAACAGCCUUAACCACGACACUUCGUGACAAAGAGCUCACUAGAUGCAUGUCUGUCAUGAUGUCUUCUCAGCUUGAGUAUAAAGACUACUUGCUGGAAUGCGCUUUAGCAAAGAUAAAGGCGCAAAAAGAUGAAAACAGCGCUCUGAAAAAGACGCUAGAGGAGACUAAGAAGUCUUUAAGUGUUUUAGAAAAACACAGUGCCAGAUGUGAAGCGUCAAGGCUUCCCUCACUGAUAAGUCAUGAAGAAAAUCUUGAUCUCAAAGACAAGAUUGAAAGACUUAAUGAAAACCUUUACAAAAAGGAGAAAGAACUUGAUGACACGAAUAAGCAGCUUGCUAAGACCACAGAGGAUCUGAUACAGUCAGAAUCCCUGCAAGAGCAAGCAACAGAAGAUGUAAAAGCUUUGAAAGCACUGGUUAAAGUGCGUGCUGAAGCUCUUGAAGUUAAGGAGAAGCAAACUUCUACCUUACAGCACCAGCUCCAGAUAGCUCAAAGACAGUUAAUUCUUUGUCAAGAACGGCAAGAAAAGACAGAUAAAGAACUUGAAGAUGCCCAAAGAGAGUUACGAUGCUCCCUCCAGUCAGGUCGAGCCCAAAGAGAACGCAUGAAGCAAACUUUUCUCGAAGAAAUGAUAUAUGAUCAGCCUCCUGAGAGAGCGCCAUCACUUCCUUCCAAACCAACUCUUAAGUAUCUCUCUCAGCAUCAUGACCGGACCCUGCUUGACCCUGAGAGGUCAUCCUUAAGCCAAAAGUCCUACUCUCCUCCUCAUGAUGGUUUCUUGCCAUUUCCCUCAGACAGGGAUCUUGACAAAAUUGCUCGUAACAUAGCACGCUUUGAACCUGAGCACCAAGGUGCUACUGACACCUGCACCUACUUGAAAGAUAUUGACUUUUACCUGAGGAAAUUUCCAGGUGCAACCACUGAUGACAAAAUCUACCUUAUUAAGGCAACGUCAAGUCGAGAGGUUAGCAGUUUCCUUGAACGACAGCCUUAUCAUGUCAGAAAUAAUUAUGACUUGCUCUGCCAAGCAUUAAUUGAAGAGUUUUCUGACUAUUUGACCCAGACAGGCCUCUCUGCUGCUCUGUCUAUUAAACAAGGGAGAUCAGAACCUCCCCAACAGUAUUACAACCGCUUAUGUGAAGCUUAUUUUGGUUUCCGAAAUGAACCAGAAAUGGAGGAGGACUUGAACUUCAAAACGCUGUUCGUCCAGAACCUCCACCCUACCACCAGUCAUCACCUUGGCGUCUUAGCUUGUCCAAAUACUUCGACUAGCCGACAGCUUCGUGAACUUGCUGUAAAAGGUUUUGCCAAACAACGACAAACUUUGGCUAAGAAAGCAGAGCCCGUUACUCUCUUGGCUAUGGAGACAAAAUCACUGCCCAUGGAGCUGAACGAAGCUUCAGACUGUGUUUUUUCAGGCUCCGAUAAGCCUCCAAAUGAGUGGUUAACCAGGCCUCCAAAACCUUUUCGACCUCAACAAACUCACAAAGGUCAAAGUUACACACCAAGGCCCAGGUCUGACCCAGACCAAUGCCAGGUAAACUUUGAGACCAACUGUUGUUAUUCAGACUCCCGUCACGGUGGGUUUUAUCCCAGACAAAGGAAAAACCAUCAACACCGCCAAAGUGGGGUGAAUGACUGGCAGAAUCAGAGUAAAUCACACUCUCAGAAACGACGAUCUUAUUAUCCACCUCAAUCGGUUUCAUCCACUUUGAAGGUGAAUAAACAUGACUACUCAGCUAACCACUGA